Molecule: messenger RNA, 1700 nt
Organism: Pseudoliparis swirei
Lineage: Eukaryota; Metazoa; Chordata; Actinopteri; Perciformes; Liparidae
Gene: slc39a1
Product: solute carrier family 39 member 1
Exons: 4
Coding region: 131-1012 (293 amino acids)
Biological process (GO): zinc ion transmembrane transport
Cellular component (GO): plasma membrane
Molecular function (GO): zinc ion transmembrane transporter activity
Source: RefSeq, a predicted model, not a curated record
UCGGUCUUAUCUUCCGGUGACGAGCUCCGGACCCUCACGCUCCCGAGCUCCGGACCCUCACGCUCCCGAGCUCCGGACCCUCACGCGCCCCGGUAGUCCCGUCCGGUGGAGACCGCGUCCUGGGCUCAACAUGGACUACCUGCUGCAGGUGAAGAUCGGAGCUCUGGUCGCUUUACUGCUCCUAACUCUUUUCUUCGGAUUCAUCCCUGCGCGAGUGAAAUGGUUCCGAGACACAAACGGAACCGAGCUCCACCGGGCCGUCCUGAGCCUCAUCAGCUGCUUCGCCGGCGGCGUGUUCCUGGCGGCGUGUCUCCUCGACAUCAUUCCAGAUUAUCUGUCCGACAUGAAGGCGGAGCUGGCCGCUCGGUCGGUGACGACCAGCUUCCCUCUUCCAGAGUUCAUCAUGGCCGCCGGCUUCUUCAUGGUCCUCAUCCUGGAGAGGCUUGUCCUGAGCUGUCGGGAGACGCACGGGCCUCCGGAGGAGGAGAGGGCGCCGCUGCUCCCGGGCCGCGGAGCGAGCCCUGCCCCCGAGGGCCACCACGUCCACGUGGACUUCCAGGCUCACUCCCCCUUCCGCGCCUUCAUGCUCUUCCUCUCCCUCUCGCUCCACUCCAUCUUUGAGGGCCUCGCUAUCGGCCUGCAGAGCACCGACUCGAAGGUGUUGGAGAUCUGCAUCGCGAUCCUCGUCCACAAGAGCAUCAUCGUGUUCAGCCUGUCGGUGAAGCUGGUCCAGAGCGCCGUGCGCCCGCUGUGGGUGGCGGCUUACAUCGGCGUGUUCGCCCUGAUGACGCCCGUCGGCAUCGCCAUCGGCAUCAGCGUGAUGGAGGCUCGGCUGGCGGCCGGGGCGCUGAUCCAGGCCGUCCUGGAGGGGCUCGCCGCGGGGACCUUCAUCUACAUCACCUUCCUGGAGAUCCUCCCGCACGAGCUCAACUCUCCCGGGAAGCAGCUCCUCAAGGUGCUCUUCAUCGUGCUGGGCUUCAGCACCAUGGCGGCGCUCACCUUCCUGGGCUGAGAGCGCCGUGACACUGCAGAGACACGACUCACCUGGAAGGCCUUCUGCCCUGCAGAGGAAGACGCUGGACCUCUAAUGUCCAAGGGAGCGGGACAACACGCGUUACUCUGGUAUCGCUUUUAAUAUAUUUAAACUUCGUGAAGGAGGACUCUGAAAGAUUUCUGUUUCUAUGGGUUCUUUACAAGAGGUGUUCUGAGGAACCGCUGACUGCAACAAGUCCCCUCGCUCAGGAAGAGCCCAUAACCUUUGACCCCAUUGAGGAGUAUUCAGAGGGGCCUUCUGUACAUAACUCUGCUCCACCAGAAACUAAUGUUGACCUAUUCCACCUGGAAGCUGCUCUCUUCCCAAGAGGUGGGUUGGGCCCUUUAUGGUGUUUCCUCUGACGCAUGUUUAUUUGCAUUGUUUUAUAUAUUUUUAUACUGUUUGCAAUGUCUCUCCUUAUUUCCACCAAGGAGCGAGGCAAAAAUGUAAUUUCCUUUUAACCCUCCACCAUUUACACAAGCUGAUGUUUACAUUAGGUCGACCUGUUCCCAGUUUAGUCCAUUUAGUUUUCGUUUGUCUGAAUCCAAACCAAAUGCUUUGUUAACAUGUUUCGAAUGUAACGCUUUCAGUUCUCUAUUUCCACUGGACGAUUAAAGAAGAUUUAAUGAUCAGCACAAAAAGAAGAGAAGAUAAAGAAUGAGUCUUG